Polyodon spathula (Mississippi paddlefish) is the source of this 1085-nucleotide messenger RNA. RefSeq names its product polymerase (RNA) III (DNA directed) polypeptide C (gene polr3c). The transcript has 9 exons. Gene Ontology annotation, molecular function: single-stranded DNA binding. Lineage: Eukaryota; Metazoa; Chordata; Actinopteri; Acipenseriformes; Polyodontidae. The record is from RefSeq and is a predicted model, not a curated record. The annotation marks the transcript as partial. Gene Ontology annotation, biological process: DNA-templated transcription. Gene Ontology annotation, cellular component: RNA polymerase III complex.
GGAGUGGGGGAGAAGGUUCAGACGUUGCAGGACCGAGGGUUGGGGAGCGUUUCUCUCGACUCGCACGCUCACGAGCAGGAAGGAUCUCGCUGAGCCCUGUGCUUGUGUCCCCGGUGCAGACGAGCAGCGAGAUCGUGCGCACCAUGCUGAGGAUGAGCGAAGUGACCACCACGCCCAGAGCAGCACACACGCAGCCACUGUCAUCCAACGAGAUUUUCCGCGCAUUGCCAGCCGGCUACAACAUCUCCAAGCCGGUUUUGGAUCAGUACCUGUCCCUGCUGGCCGAUGACCCGAUGGAGUUUGUCGGGAAGUCUGGAGACAGCGGGGGAGGCGUGUUCGUCAUCAAUCUGCACAAGGCCCUCGCCUGUCUGGCCAAGGCAGCGCUGGAGUCGGUGGUGCAGGAGAGGUUUGGCUCCCGCUCGGCUCGAAUCUUUCGGCUGCUCCUGAGGAAGAGGCACUUGGAGCAGAAGCAGGUUGAGGAUUUCGCCAUGAUCCCAGCGAAGGAGGCGAAAGACAUGCUGUACACCCUGCUGUCUGAGAGCCUGGUCUCAUUACAGGAAAUCCCCAAGACCCCGGACCACGCCCCCUCCAGAACCUUCUACCUGUACACUGUGAACCCCCUCGCAACCGCCAGAAUGCUGCUGCAGCGCUGCUACAAGACGGUGUUCAAUCUGAUUAAGAGACGUCAUUACGAGACAAAAGAGAACAAGCGUCUCCUGGAGAAGUCCCAGAGGAUCGAAGCCAUCAUUGCCUCCAUGCAGGUGACAGGAGCGGAGGAGGCUCAGCUAGCAGAGAUAGAGGAGUUGAUCACAGCACCUGAGAGACAGCAGCUUCAGAAACUGAAGCACGACGUCAACAAACUCGACUGCAGCGAGAACCAGGUGGACGAGACCAUCUUCCUGCUGGAGUCCUACAUCACCUCCACCCAGUCCACUCACUGACUGGGAGAGAGACCCACAUCACCUCCACCCAGCCCCCUCGCUGACCGGGAGAGAGACCCACAUCACCUCCACCCAGCCCCCUCGCUGACUGGGAGAGAGACCCACAUCACCUCCACCCAGCCCCCUCGCUGACUGGGAGAGAGA